Fonsecaea erecta is the source of this 783-nucleotide messenger RNA. RefSeq names its product 40S ribosomal protein S2. Gene Ontology annotation, biological process: translation. The transcript is spliced from 2 exons. Gene Ontology annotation, cellular component: ribosome; cytosolic small ribosomal subunit. Gene Ontology annotation, molecular function: RNA binding; structural constituent of ribosome. NCBI's taxonomy places the organism in Eukaryota, Fungi, Ascomycota, Eurotiomycetes, Chaetothyriales, Herpotrichiellaceae. The record is from RefSeq and is a predicted model, not a curated record. Bases 1 to 783 code for a protein of 260 amino acids.
AUGGCCGACGCUCCCCGAGGACGCGGCGGUUUCGGUGAUAGAGGUCGUGGAGAUCGAGGCAGGGGAGAUCGUCGAGGGCGACGAGGUCCGCGCCGUGGUGGUGCAAAGUCCGACGAGAAGGAAUGGCAGCCCGUCACCAAGCUCGGCCGUCUCGUCAAGGCAGGCAAAAUCCAGAGCAUGGAACAGAUCUACCUGCACUCUCUGCCCAUCAAGGAGUACCAGAUUGUCGACUGGUUCUUGCCCAAACUCAAGGAUGAAGUCAUGAAGAUCAAACCCGUCCAAAAGCAGACCCGUGCCGGUCAACGUACUCGAUUCAAGGCCAUCGUCGUCAUCGGCGACAGUGAGGGCCACGUCGGUCUCGGCAUCAAGACCUCGAAAGAAGUCGCGACCGCCAUCCGUGCCGCCAUCAUCAUCGCCAAACUCUCCGUCCUCCCUAUCCGACGAGGCUACUGGGGUACCAACCUCGGUGAACCUCACUCCCUCCCAACCAAAGAAUCCGGCAAGUGCGGUUCCGUCACGGUUCGAUUGAUCCCCGCCCCCCGAGGUACCGGUCUCGUCGCUUCCCCGGCCGUCAAGAGAUUGCUCCAGCUUGCCGGUGUGCAAGACGCUUACACUUCAUCUGCGGGCAGCACCAAGACGCUGGAAAACACCCUGAAGGCGACGUUCGUGGCAGUCAGCAACUCCUACGGAUUCUUGACUCCCAACUUGUGGAAGGAGACGAAGCUCAUCAGAAGUCCGUUGGAGGAGUAUGGUGAUGUUCUGAGAGAGGGCAAGCGUUACUAG